AUGCCGAGAGUAAGCAAAAUUUCGAGAGAAGACCGACAAAGUGGAAGCACUUAUUUUGUAGAUCAAAAAAAAAGGUUUAAUCCGAAUAAAAUAAUUAAAGAUGAGGCUACCACAAAAAGUGCUUCAUCGAAGAAAAUCAAAAAUGCCAGUGCAAGUGCACCAGAAGACGUUGAAAAACAUUACAGGAUCAUCGAUUUUUUGCUUGUUUUUUCAACCAUCGCAAGUUUAGUGAAAUGUGCUCAGUGUGAUAGUUCAAUUGAGUUCAAAAGCUGCAAAAAAGAAGGCCUUGGCUUCCAAAUCCAAGUCAAAUGUGCCAAUUGUGAUCCACACUUUAUACCGUCGAGUGAGAAAACUGGUCCUCGCUAUGAAAUCAACACUCGUUUUGCCUUUGUAAUGCGUAUAUUAGGUUUGGGUUUAGCAGGCUGCAAUAAAUUUUGCGGGCUCAUGGACAUGGCAAGUAGUUUUUUAUCUAAACCAUCUUAUUUGGAUUUCAUGAAAUCAAUUAGCUGCAGCAUCAAAACGACUGCUGAAAAAUUUCUUGCUUCCGCCGCAGAUGAAGAAAAACAGCAAACACAGUGGUACCAAGAACAUGUUGAAAAUGAUGAAUGCCAAGCCAAUCACACCGGACCAUCAGGUAAUAUGGAAGUUAAUGCUGUUAUCGAAUUGUUCGGCCGAUCAGUAAAAAAUUACGGAGCAAAGAUCAGCAACUAUAUCGGAGACGGUGACAGUAAAACUUACGGCGAUUUAGUGAAAGCUAAACCUUAUGGUAAAAAUUUCACUAUAAAUAAAGAAGAAUGUGUAGGUCACGUGCAAAAAAGGAUGCGUAAACGUCUACGUGAUCUAGUAAAUAAAACUGUAGAAAAUAAAGUUGUAAAAACCGGAAAAAAUGCUGGUAAAACAAGGCAAAGUAAGUUACUCGGCGGCAAAGGAAAGCUCACUGGAAAAGUCAUUGAUAAUUUGAGUCGAUACUACGGAUCAGCAAUCAGACAUAAUUGUGAUUCGCUGGAAGGAAUGAAAAAUGCAAUCUGGGCAACGUUCUACCACCAGCAGUCAACAGACGAUAACCCUCAACACCAUAAGUGCAUGAGCGAUGAGAACUCGUGGUGUCCAUAUCAAAAAGCUUUGGCCACAACAGGAGUGGAAAAUUUCAAACAUGACUACAUUUCACUUCCAGAAGAUGUCAUACAAGCGAUCAAACCGAUUUAUGAAGAUUUGAGUAAAGACGAACUUCUAGAAAGGUGUCUUGGAGGCUUUACUCAAAAUGCCAAUAAAAGUUUGAACCAGCUGAUUUGGAGAAUUGCACCGAAAAAAUUAUCUGGCAACAGACAAAUUGUUGAAUUUGCAUCUUAUGUAGCUGCAUGCACUUUCAAUGAAGGUGCUGGUGCUUUCCUAACUUUUCUGUGUGACAUAAACGUCAGCGUCGGCCCAAGCGCUAAUGAGUAUGCGACAUUCGCGGAAUAA
This is a messenger RNA of Psylliodes chrysocephalus, 1461 nucleotides long. NCBI's taxonomy places the organism in Eukaryota, Metazoa, Arthropoda, Insecta, Coleoptera, Chrysomelidae. The record is from the annotation of a GenBank genome assembly.